AUCUGCUGGAGUGGGUCCAGAGGAGGACCACGAAGUGUUGGUAGCCUUAUAUGAAGAGCCAGAGAAACCAAGUAGUGCACUCGACUUUUUGAAGCAUCAUCUGGGAGCUUCAGCUCCUGAGAAUCCAGAAAUAGAGGCACUUCGCUUGGAAGUGGCAGAAAUGAAAGAAAAAUAUGAAGCUGUGUUGGAAGAAAAUAAAAAUCUGAAAUCCAAGCUGGCUCAAUAUGAACCACCUCAAGAUGAGAAGCAUGGUGAAUAACAGUAGUUUCUCCUUUAAUGCCUUGACUUAAUAAAGGGAUUCCUGAGAA
Apaloderma vittatum (bar-tailed trogon) is the source of this 308-nucleotide messenger RNA. It is a transcript of the gene MYCBP, whose product is annotated as MYC binding protein. Gene Ontology annotation, cellular component: nucleus. Gene Ontology annotation, molecular function: transcription coactivator activity. The annotation marks the transcript as partial. Gene Ontology annotation, biological process: regulation of DNA-templated transcription. The record is from RefSeq and is a predicted model, not a curated record. The transcript is spliced from 4 exons. Lineage: Eukaryota; Metazoa; Chordata; Aves; Trogoniformes; Trogonidae.